Molecule: messenger RNA, 1029 nt
Organism: Metschnikowia bicuspidata var. bicuspidata NRRL YB-4993
Lineage: Eukaryota; Fungi; Ascomycota; Pichiomycetes; Serinales; Metschnikowiaceae
Gene: FGR10
Product: Fgr10p
Exons: 2
Coding region: 1-1029 (342 amino acids)
Biological process (GO): protein maturation
Molecular function (GO): threonine-type endopeptidase activity
Source: RefSeq, a predicted model, not a curated record
AUGGACACAAUCUUGGUGCUUCAUAUUGGCGCGGGAAAGCACUCCAUCCAACAAACAAGAAACUACAAGAAGAUUCUCCGAUCGGCCAUCUGCGCGAGUGAUCUCAUCCAGGCUUCACGUGUUGUUGAGAGAAGUGCCCUAACAAAUACGGGAUUUGGUUCAAGUGUCGAUCGAACCUGCACCGCCACAUCCGACGCAUGCCUAAUAGAAGUGAGCGAUGGUCGUAUUGUAAACAGCUUGGCAUUGCUCAACAUACACGACGACGCGUUUCCAACCACGUGCGUUGAUAAAAUAGCACGUCAGUUGAAACAGGAGUACGCUGCCGGUAGCGUUGAUAGAUGCUUCGGUCUCUCCAAGCCCACUAUCCUUGAUUACAAAACAUACAAGGAAUAUUUGGACCUCUCCAAAAGGAAAAAGCUGAAGUUCUAUAAAAGAAGAAAGGGGAAUCCCGAAAAAUCUCUGCCAACAACAGAACAGACGUUUGUCCUGCCUGGCAUCGAGGAUACCGUGGGAUUUAUUGAGAUUGCAAACUCACCAAAACGCACGACGCGUAUAGCGUCAUCUUCUGGAGGUAAUUUUUACCGUUUGCCGGGCCGGGUGAGUUGUGCUGGCACCUUAGGGUCCGGAAUUGGAUAUAGUCGCUACAAAGAUGUCGAGGUGAGCUGCAUGUGCAGUGGGAAUGGGGACGACAUCAUCGCCAUGAAUUUGGCGGGGUAUCUCAGUGAAAACAUGGCUGGAACUCUCGGGGACAGCAACGAAUGGCCCGAAUUGGGGCCACUACUAGAGUCCCACAUAUUACGAAAAAGCCAGCUGGUUGUGAAAACAGCCGUGAAUGCCAGCGUCGAAGAAAUCACGUAUAUAGGCGUGGUUAUGGUGGUGCGAUCGCCCGAUGCUACGCGGCUCGUUUUUUGCCAUAGCACCGAAUCGCUUUACUUUGCAUUCAGACUGCGGGGGAAAUCCGAACUUGUGCUCAGUCGGAAAGACCGCCCAGUCGGCGAGUUUUUGAGUGGUGAAUACAAAUUAGACUGA